UAUUGCUUGUGGAGCCAUUCACAUUCAACUGCGCUUGCCUCGCACAUCUUCUCUAAGAUGCGUUUUAUCAUCCCCACGCUUCUUGCACUGGCAAGCUCAGCCACUGCUGCUGGUAUCGCAGUUGUUCUCAACAAUUCUCGGAAGCCAGUACACGUCUGGUCGGUUGGCAGUUCGGUCGGCACUCGUCAUGAUAUCAAAGCUGGGGGCAUCUAUUGGGAGGAAAUGCGCCGCGACGAGAAAACAGGAGGGAUUGCCAUCAAAGUCACAGAAAGUGCAGACGGCCUCUAUUCUGGCGCUCCCCAGCAAGUCUUUGCAUACAACGUGGACAAUGACACAGUCUGGUACGAUUUGAGUACAGUGUUUGGUGAUCCGUUUGCCGGCUACCGACUGCAGGUUACAGGUGACAAUGGAGGAUCCAUUCUGUGGCCAAAGGGAACUCAUCCAGGAGGGAGCCAGCUCAAAUCAGCCCCGAGUGAAGGGAACAUCUUCUUCUCCAUUGAUCCAGCUGUUUAA
Bipolaris maydis ATCC 48331 is the source of this 513-nucleotide messenger RNA. RefSeq lists its product as uncharacterized. NCBI's taxonomy places the organism in Eukaryota, Fungi, Ascomycota, Dothideomycetes, Pleosporales, Pleosporaceae. The record is from RefSeq and is a predicted model, not a curated record.